CUCCGCCAUCUCCGCCAUCUCCAUCCUCUUGUCGUAUUCAAACGUGUGUUUUGCGGCAAAGAUAAGUAUUCCCUUACGGAGAGAUCCUGGUAGAAAUGAGACCAACGUAUCAAUAAAGCCUACAGCGGAAUCUUGUGGGACCGAAAUAUACUACCAAUAGCCCGGUUUCGUCUCUCUCACUUCCACGAACUAGGCCCGUCGUCAGGCUCGUACAAUGGGUUGGCUGAAGCUCAGGAGUACAGACGCCGAUACCAAAUGCCAACCGCCACUCGGCGUAUUCCAAGACAACUUGAAAGUGGCCACCCAGUACAUCGAAACAAUAUCACCUGGUUCGAGCAAAUCACAAUUUCCUUUCAUCGAUGUUUCUGUUCCAGAUGAUCAAUUGCCUUUCAUCUCUCCGGAGAAUGUUGUCAAGCAAGUCUCGGUAGACGCAGGUGGGCUAUUCAUUGUUAUUGAUAACGUUGUGUAUAACUGCACGGACUUUAUAACAGAGCACCCUGGUGGAGAGCAAAUCAUCAAAUCCUUCAGUGGAGCAGAAUGUAGCUGGCAAUUUUGGAGAUUUCAUGGCACGAAGGAGUUGGAAGACUAUGGCAGGCCGUUAAGGGUUGGCCGGACCAAGGGGAUUGCAAAUAGAUUUCAAGAACCCUCCAAGUAUGUGGGUUUGCGUAAAUUUGGAGCAGAUGAAUGGGAUUAAAGCCACAAAAACCUCAGACAGAUCUUGAAGCAGCG
Molecule: messenger RNA, 729 nt
Organism: Cadophora gregata
Lineage: Eukaryota; Fungi; Ascomycota; Leotiomycetes; Helotiales; Ploettnerulaceae
Exons: 2
Coding region: 215-694 (159 amino acids)
Molecular function (GO): heme binding
Source: RefSeq, a predicted model, not a curated record